AUGGCGGAUGGUGAGACAAACACAACAGUGGCAGAAUACCAAGAACUUCAGAAAUUACUGGAAAAGAAAAAACUGGAAUUAAUGAAGAAAGCUGAUAAUAAAGAUAAUCGUCAAGUAGAUUAUGUUGGAGAUAAUAAAGUAGAAGAGAUAUUAGGUCCACGAUUUUUUAAAGACAACAGUCAGAAAUCUAAUAAACGUACUGAAUAUGCUGAUUCCACAGCCUCUAGCUCAACGAUACGACAAACUUCAAGCACCACAAGAAAACAACGUAAAAACAAGUCGUAUUUUCCUGUCACGGCUCAGGCAGAGAAUCGUGGGAAAUCUAACACCCACUAUGACUUGAUCAAUCUAACUAGAAUAGUCUGUGAGAAUAAAGAUCAUGAAAGCCUGGAUGAUAGUGACUUUGUUAAUGAAGGUAACAAAACACGUGAAAGUGAAAAGAAUAAGACAGAAGUUCAUUCUACGGAUACGAAUAAUUUCGGUCUCUACACCAAUAGACGGGCAGCAUUCAGAUGUCUGAAACGCGAAGUGAACUUGCCUGAUAAGCAAUUAUAUUCAUCAGUGGACUUACCUGGUGUCGUGAAUAUACAACAGAAUCCCUGUAUAUUCAAUGUUUACUUACAGUUGUAUUAUUUGUAG
Lottia gigantea (owl limpet) is the source of this 639-nucleotide messenger RNA. RefSeq lists its product as hypothetical. Lineage: Eukaryota; Metazoa; Mollusca; Gastropoda; Lottiidae. The coding region runs from base 1 to 639 and encodes 212 amino acids. The transcript is spliced from 6 exons. The record is from RefSeq and is a predicted model, not a curated record.